CCACCCGCGCCGGUAACGACGCCAGUUGGUGACAACUGGAACAUGGGUGGCUAUGCCACAUGGUUCGCGCAGAACAACAAUGCAGGCGCGUGUGGACAAGUUCAUGGGGAUGAUGCCAUGAUCGCCGCGAUAGAUCAUCACCGCUAUGGUGAUGCUGGCGUGAAAUCUCCGUUGUGUGGCCGCCGUGUUAAGAUCGUUGACACUGAUAAUGGUCAUUCAGUCACCGUGACCAUCGCGGAUGACUGCCCCACUUGCAGCAAUAAGAACUCGAUUGAUUUGAGCCAAGGCGCAUUCCAACAGCUCGCUAAAUUGGAUAUCGGGCAGCUUCCCAUCAAGUGGAUGUUCGUUGACUGA
This is a messenger RNA of Cantharellus anzutake, 354 nucleotides long. RefSeq names its product barwin-like endoglucanase. The annotation marks the transcript as partial. The record is from RefSeq and is a predicted model, not a curated record. The transcript is spliced from 2 exons. Lineage: Eukaryota; Fungi; Basidiomycota; Agaricomycetes; Cantharellales; Hydnaceae.